AUGAAAGAAUCACUCAAGCCAUUUGCCACGGGUCAUGAAGAAUUGAUUCAUGACCUGGCGUACGAUUUUUAUGGAAGACAAUUAGCCACAUGUUCUUCGGACCAACACAUCAAGGUGUUUGACCUAGACCCCAACACGUCGGAGUGGAUUCUGAACGACUCAUGGAAAGCACACGAUUCGUCAGUUGUGAAGGUUGCAUUUGCUGCUCCCGAAUUCGGGCAUAUCCUUGCAUCGAUUUCGUACGAUCGUUCGGUGAAGAUUUGGGAGGAGGAUUUCGACGAGCAAGCAGGCUCUGGAAGGAGAUGGAAGAGACUGGCCACCAUCUCUGGAUCACAAGGGGCAUUGUAUGAUAUUGCGUUUGCACCCAGUCACUUGGGAUUGAGACUAGGAACGAUCGGUAGUGACGGAGUGCUAAGAAUCUAUGACGCACUCGAGCCUUCGAAUUUGCGGAAUUGGACUCUAAUCAGCGAGCUAAGUGUAUUGGCGGUACCACCAGCAGCAAACUUGCAAUCAGACUUUUCUCUAACGUGGUCUCCAUCCAGAUUUUCACCUGAAAAGGUGCUUGUGUGUGCUUUAGACCAGGCGUUCAUCUAUGUCAAGGACAAAAACGACAGGUACGUUAUGGGCAAGAUGCUUCCUGAACACAACGGAUUGAUACGUAGCGUUUCUUGGGCACCAACUAUGGGAAGGAGUUAUCAUCUCAUUGCCACGGGGUGUAAGGAUGGAUAUGUUCGUAUUUUCAAGCUCACAGAGUCUUUGAAGGGAGACGAUGGUCUGGAAGAUACGGUGAAGGAGCUCGACGCUUUCGCUACCAAUGGUGCAUACGAUUCAGAGCCAGGCUCAGACAUACAGAUAGAGACUUUGUCAACCCACAAUGACCACGAUGGUGAGGUCUGGAAGGUCAGCUGGAACGUUACAGGCACCAUUCUGUCGAGUGCUGGUGAUGACGGGACCAUACGGUUGUGGAAGGCUUCUUAUUCCAACAAGUACCAGUGCAUGUCUGUGAUAUCAGCCCAGCAGAAAUGA
This is a messenger RNA of Kuraishia capsulata CBS 1993, 1026 nucleotides long. RefSeq lists its product as uncharacterized. The record is from RefSeq and is a predicted model, not a curated record. NCBI's taxonomy places the organism in Eukaryota, Fungi, Ascomycota, Pichiomycetes, Pichiales, Pichiaceae. The transcript has a single exon. Gene Ontology annotation, molecular function: protein binding; structural molecule activity. Gene Ontology annotation, cellular component: Seh1-associated complex; nuclear pore outer ring. The coding region runs from base 1 to 1026 and encodes 341 amino acids. Gene Ontology annotation, biological process: cellular response to amino acid starvation; positive regulation of TORC1 signaling.